AUGGCCACCUCCAACCGGGCCCCGACUGGGAGCAGGAAGAAAAAGACCAGGACCUUUUCAGGCUGCUGGACCUGUCGCUCGCGCCGCAUCAAGUGCGACGAACGUCGGCCCGUCUGCGACCGAUGCUCGCGCGCACGCAUCGCCUGCCAAGGCUACGGCGUCAGGCUGAAUUGGACGAAUGCUCCAAGCAGCGGUGCCACAUCGACUGACGGUCGGCCAACCGUGUCCGGCAACGACAAGUAUGCCGGCUCUGCCGACAACAGAGCGGGUGCCGCCUCUGCCGCCACAGGUUCAUGGGAAUACGCCAAGCACACACCGCCGCCAUGGUCUUAUCCAAGGUUUCGCUCUGUCCAAGUUGACGAGCUGGCAGUCCCUUCGUGCCAAAGGGACCUACUAUAUCACUGGGUUUCCUUCAUGUGCAAGAACAUGGUGCCGGUAGAUUUAGUCGAUAACCCGUACCGACUUGUACACCUCCCCUUUGCGUUCACCGGCAUCAACCUGCCAGUCACCCAGUCAAGCAGCAACCUCGCUCUAUUCCAUGGCCUCUGUGCCGCCUCGGCCGAAAAUCAGUUAUACCUGGGCGUGGCGAAACCCGGCGUCACAAAAUUGCUCGCCGCGCGCCACAACCGCCUCGCCCUCCAGCAUCUGCAGCUCGCCAUCAACUUCCAGUCCCCGAGAGACAGCGACAAUGUCACGGCCGUCCUGAGCGCAAUCCUGUUCUGUAUACUCGGAGAUGUCGUCGGCGGAGAGGCCCGGAACUGGCGCGGCCACGUACAAGGCGCCUUGGGGUGUCUUGCUGAUCCGAGCGAAAUCGAGGUCCAGGCCGGCUCGCACAUGCACAUGGUUCUCGAACAGUUGCUCUGUCUUGCCGUCUUCGGAAACGUUGAGACCACGUAUGACAUUGGCACGCUCAUCGCCAAGCUUCCUGGCGCCAUUAGCUACAUGAGCCAGUACCAUGGUGUUGACAAGUUUAUCCUGCGCUCGGUGUUUGCCAUCAACCAAUACGUCGCUGGCAUCGGGAGCAGGUCCGACACGGCAAGAAUCAGCAAACUAGAGCUACGGCGACUGGAGCUCCAAGCCAGUCUUUACGCGCCAGCUACUGUCUCUCCGGGGAUUUAUUUGCGUCGAGAGGAUGCCCAAGCGGCGAUGCAUUAUGCGCACGUUUACUAUUACGCGUUGCUGAUUUAUUUCCAGCGGUGCCUUUACCAGUCUUCUCCUGAGAGUGUCUCCGGCAUGGUUGACCGUGCUCUGUGCCAUCUUGAAACAGCCGAGGAGAUUGCCGGCGCCUCAAACGGGUGUAUACUAUUGUGGCCGUGUCUCGUCAUUGCCGCCGAGUGCGGCUCUUCGUGUAUGAAGGCCCGGGCGUUGGAGUGGUUCAAGCGGAAGAGGCGGCAUGGCUUUGCGAGUGUCGACACGGGGGCCAAUAUUCUCACCAACUACUGGAAGUGGAGAGACGAGAAUCCCGACGAGGCAUCUCGUACGACUUGGCAGGAGUUUGUGAGGGGAACCGAGGACGAUGUCGUGCCAAUAUAA
Metarhizium robertsii ARSEF 23 is the source of this 1533-nucleotide messenger RNA. RefSeq names its product arginine metabolism regulation protein II. Bases 1 to 1533 code for a protein of 510 amino acids. Gene Ontology annotation, cellular component: nucleus. Gene Ontology annotation, molecular function: zinc ion binding; transcription cis-regulatory region binding; DNA-binding transcription factor activity, RNA polymerase II-specific. The record is from RefSeq and is a predicted model, not a curated record. Gene Ontology annotation, biological process: positive regulation of transcription by RNA polymerase II. NCBI's taxonomy places the organism in Eukaryota, Fungi, Ascomycota, Sordariomycetes, Hypocreales, Clavicipitaceae. The transcript has a single exon.